Messenger RNA from Spea bombifrons (plains spadefoot toad), 586 nucleotides. RefSeq names its product cornifelin homolog. Gene Ontology annotation, cellular component: cornified envelope. The transcript is spliced from 5 exons. The record is from RefSeq and is a predicted model, not a curated record. Bases 71 to 406 code for a protein of 111 amino acids. NCBI's taxonomy places the organism in Eukaryota, Metazoa, Chordata, Amphibia, Anura, Pelobatidae.
UCAAACCAUCCUGGCUAUCACAGUUACGAGACGUGGAGAAACAGCACGCACACUUAUCAAAAGUGGUGUCAUGUCGGUGGUUACUCAGCAACCUGGAUUUGCCCCAUCUGGAGCUCUGUCUCCAACGGGAGAGUGGAGCACCAACCUCUUUGACUGUUGUGAUGACUGUGGCAUUUGCCUGUUUGGGAUGUGCCUCCCAACAUGCUUUACGUGUUACGUGGCCAACAUGUAUGGAGAGAACUGCCUUUUACCAUGUGUUCCAGGGGGCCUGACGGCUAUGCGCACACACAUGCGUCUGUCAUAUGGCAUAAGGGGUACUGUGUGCAAUGAUGCACUUCUGAUGUGUUUCUGUGGCUUGUGUGAGAUGUGUAGAAUGGCAAGAGAAGUUAAACAUCGAUCUCCUUAACCAGCAAGGCACGCCUUCCCAACUUCAAAAGGCUUCAUCUACAACAUGGACUGAAGUCAGUGCAUUCUGCCUACUGGUGCCUGUACUAAAUACAAACAUAACAUAAACAUGUAUAUGCGAAAGAAAUAAUUUGCUCACUUUUAUACUGUCAUAUUAAAAAAAAAAAGAAUAAUUCUUUUA